AUGCCACAGGUUUCCGCCGGCGGACAUAACGCCGACGACCCCGAGACAGCCAGUAGCGCAACCGCCUUAUCAAGUGAGAGUGAGCUUGUCAUUGACGAACGGCCCGCGUGUGAGAAGACUGUCGGACGCGCCUUAGCUAAUGUCCGCUCAACUAAGCGCAGCAAUUUAAAACUCCGACGUGUGUCUCAACGACGUCCUGAUCGCAAGCGGGAGAGCAAACCGUCAAAGGCUGUACCAGCGAAGAUGAGACGCAGCGCCCGACUCAGUCAAGCAACCGCCCAAACCUCUGACCAAGCCAACCAACCAAGGGAGGUCGAGGACCCACCUUCCGAGAGCGAGCAGGAUUCACAAGACGAGCCUACACCGGACCCUUUGGCGAAGAUUAAGGAGCUCUACAACGAAGUUGCGACCACCCACUCUCAUCCUGCUCGAUACGAAGUAGGCACUCAGGCUCUGAUCAGCACCGGUGUUGCCAACAAGACACGCACUGAGCCUGUGAAACCACCACCAACCUUGUUGGAAACACCAGUACCCGACUCAGCGGGGGAGCCUGGACUUCCACUCGGAUGGACUACUUGCAGCUCCGAUGCCAUUGCUUUACAGCAAUACUUAGAGGUCUUUCAGCUGCUGAUUUUUUCACAGUGGGCCAUCUACCAAUCUACCGCGGCCGAGUUCUCAGCCCGCGAUGUGUACGUUUUACUCCAGAGCAUCUACAGCCUUUACGGAGUGAUGGUGGUCGAGGCACAUGUCCAUUUCCUACCUUUGGCGCAGGGCGUAUUGAACCUCUUUGUUCAAUUCGACCUGAAGUACGAAGAAUGCACCGAUUUAGAGAAGCAGGAACGUGACGAACAACGCAUGCUCUCAAACCUGAUGAAUGACCUGUUAUUGAUCCUGGCACGCCUAAUUGACUUUGGCUUACAGCAGACACUUCAGCGAGCUGAGAACAGCUCGAAGUUGCUGGAUUCUUCCCAAGUGCAACGCUUGAGAUCAAGCCUUAAAGUCCUGGACCAGCCAUUUUAUCAUCUUGAUGUAGCGACGCCAUUUUUGACUGGCCUACGAUUUGUGAACCGCUUUGCCCAUUUGACCCAUGCGCACCUGCAGAUUUUGAUUACAACAAUCACUCUUACCAGGGAGCAGUGCGAGGAAGAGGCAGGCCCCAACCAGACCAUGGUAAAUAUUGGUACACAGCAAAAACCGGAGAUCUCUCGGUUCUUACGGCUGCUUCUGACCAUUCCUGCUGACGCCCGAGCAUAUCUAAUCGACAUCGGACUUUUAACAGUUUCCAUGGGCCAACUUAAGAUCGGAGUGUGCGACCUUCCCGCAUCUCUACUACCCGAUUCCAGUCUAACUGAUUUCAUACUACAGAUUCCCCUAACAGAUCCGACUUACGACCAUGCUUUGGAAGCGAUCGACCGCACGGAGUCAACACCCGACUUCUACAUACCUACCGGCUCCGAUGUACAGGCUGUAAUUUUUCGUUACAAGACCUUCAGAGCCAGACAGGCAGAGGAGGCGAGGCAAGCGGAGAUUCAAGCCAAAGCGAAAAAGGCUGCAGAAGAAGCAGCUGCCGCCGCCGCACAACAGUCUGAGCAGAUUGAAGAUCCCGGAAAUUCCGCUGAUCAGCCAGGACCAAAUCCACCAGCAGAACCGAAUGAGACCAUCCCCCAGGCCAACCUUGAAGACAUGCCUCCUGUUGACCAACCUGGAGAGACACGACCUUCAACCCCAAGUUCGGAUACUUCGCGUACAUCGAGAAACGCCGAUGCCGGGGAAUCACUACGAGUGUUUAUAGUUGUCACUGGCCCCGAAGGAUGUGAACCCCUGAGUUUCCAGAUUCCGAACACAGACUUAACCCGUCUCGUCCAACAUCUCCAGCGGCACGGGGUGUGUCCUCCAUCAUCGAUUCAACCAACCCAGUUACCCGAUUCCAGCACUUUCCGCCGAACAAAUCAGCCACGAUCUCGCCAAUCAGCCGACCAACUUCCUGAAUAUAGUGGUACUCUGCCGGCACGUCGUGUCGUUCGAAACCGAAGCUCACUCGCUGUCGACCUCGCCCAAUUGUCUACGCGACAGUCACAGACAAUAAGCUCUGAACAUUUUCAGCUUGCUUAUACUGGAGAUCCUGUUUUCCUCGACGACACUAUAGCCCUUCCAGAGCUGGAUCAGCCGUUCCAACACGACCAGCAGUGGCCACUCAUCGACACCAAUCAGACUGAACUCCGCUUUAAGGGCUCCGCAGCUUUCAAACAAGACGGACCAGAGAAGGAUGUACUCGACCGACUUUCCGCAGAAGAAGCUCAAGUAAAGCUUGACUACAGUCGCUCGGGAUCACGAAGGGAGAAACUCGCUGACUUGCUACAACAAGGCCAGGAGCGCGUAAUAAUGGAAUGGCUAAGGGAAUUGCCCACAUCUUUUCCGAACGACAUCACUAUUCUAAUGCCAAACGGAAACUCUGCCAAGGACGCACAUCUUUUCGAGCUUCUUUUCACCGAUGGACUUCGCGCAUUGCACGACACUCCUGGCUUUCUGGAUGUACCUCUACUCUCAAACCCCUUGUUUGCGCCAAAGGCUUAUCUGGACCACUUCCUGUGCGAUGAUCCUCGAACUGAUCGCCAGUUACAACACGACACACAGAAUCUGUACGUCGGCGAUUUGCCUUCUGAUAAAACCAUCGACGGGUUAAGACAGGCUUACGCAACACUCCACGAGGAACUUAAUCAACUUGCUGGACUGCUAAUUGAUUUUGGAUUUCGAGUGAAGCUGAAUCCCGUCACCCUUGAUCUACUAAUCGACCUAACCAGCAUGACCGAGAUUCGAGUAAAGACCCUUGGACUGUACAUAGUUAAGAUCAUCCCUUGCGACCCUUUCUACUCUGGCCUUGACUUCCAAAGCCUAAAUGCCGUCGAACCAAAACGACUCGAGCUGGUUGUUCCUUCCCGACUAACGCCGGAGAACGAAGAAUUCCCUUUUAACGCCACCACAAUCGACAACACAAACCGGGACGCAUUUUACCAACAGUUUGUGGCACGAUGUCAGCGACUAUCUCGUGACGGGCCUUUGCGCCCAGACAUGCCAUAUCUGACCGAAUUGAACGAUGACUAUCGCAGACUAGACAUAGGCCACAACCCCUUCUACGUCCGUAUGGAUCCUGAAGAUCGAGCACGCGCAUUAAGCCAGUUGGCCAGAAGUUUGCACGAUUCUGCCUCCCCAUACAGACGAUUCGCUCAUAAAGUAUUUGCCCCCCACCUUUAUCAGACAAUGGCGAAGGGUUGCCCCGUGCCUUACUGCUCCAGCUCCACCUGCUCCGCCAAUCAAGCCGCUAUGCAGGAGCUCUUAGGACUUCUCGAUCGUCGACUCCAGCAAGAAACUGGUCCUGGCGGGCUACAGCUUUCGUCGCAGUGGAAAAAUAAAUUCCCGGAUGCCCUCAAAACAACUAAAGAGCUGGACCGUCUUUUUAUCGACCGCUUAAAGAGAUAUCACCAUGGUCCCUGCAUUGCCGACGGCGUUGAGUUUCAAGACGUGGCUGAAAGCACCUUAUUCCGUCACUUGAAAUCACGAGGUUGGCCUCUGCGCAGCAUUCAGCGCAUGAUGAGCAUAUUUGCUCUUACCGUCGUCGGAUUCUACCGAAAGGGCGGAAUCGUCAGCUCCCGGAAACCACGAACGGCACCCGACAUGACUGACAACACUUUCUACUAUUCUGGCCAGGGGCGCACCUACACAGUGUCCCUGUCAUCUGAUGUGCCCCUCGCGUUGCCAGAUCGCUUUAUGCUACUCGAAACCAGCAUCUUGAAAACCACUUGA
Messenger RNA from Oikopleura dioica, 3801 nucleotides. The record is from the annotation of a GenBank genome assembly. NCBI's taxonomy places the organism in Eukaryota, Metazoa, Chordata, Appendicularia, Copelata, Oikopleuridae.